Messenger RNA from Salarias fasciatus (jewelled blenny), 5127 nucleotides. It is a transcript of the gene dennd2b, whose product is annotated as DENN domain containing 2B. NCBI's taxonomy places the organism in Eukaryota, Metazoa, Chordata, Actinopteri, Blenniiformes, Blenniidae. Gene Ontology annotation, biological process: positive regulation of ERK1 and ERK2 cascade. The transcript is spliced from 20 exons. The record is from RefSeq and is a predicted model, not a curated record. Bases 188 to 3589 code for a protein of 1133 amino acids.
UUUUGGUUGGAAAGACAUGAGUCGGGCUUGACUGUGAGGGGCAGGUAUCCGCGGCUCUGCCAGCCAAAGUUUCUCUACGCGUGGACGAGCGCGAUUUGCGCGUCGCAGAGGGAUUAUAAUCUGGGAAUAUCAACAGCCAUGGAUGUGAGGAGAAUGUUGGAGGUGAUCUGGCGGGCUGCAGACAGACAUGACCGCCAACAAGAGUUCAAAGGCUGUUCCCCGAGGAGGAGGAGGGGGUAAAACUCCCCGGGACGUCCCCGACAGGUGCCAGUCUACAUCUCCAUGUCCUGCUGCCGCUGCCAGCCUGGGACACAGCCAGCGGCCCCUCCUGCAUAGCGACGAGAACUCUGGAAAACAGAGUCGGUACGUCAGGACCGACGGCAGGUUCCUGCUACGCUCUGGAUGGAACAGCAAGACAGCCAGCCUUUCCACUUCUGCUUCUCUUACGGGAGAGCCUGAUUCCCAAGGACGUCUCGUCAAGUCGAGGAGCAUCAGCUGCCUGGACAACAGGCUCUCCAUCUACAAGCCUCCAGCUCAGACCAAGCUGUGUCAGGAAGACCCGACUGCGCAGAAACAGAAGGAGAAACACGGGGAUCCUUCAGCAGGAGAUGGACUGAACGGUCGGCCUUUGAGUUGGAGCACACUCUCUCUGGGGCCGUCGUCUAACCAAGGCCACAAACGGGCCCUCUCCUUGACCCGCACUGUAGCGGGUGUCCCCCCAGCCACUAUCCGCAAAAAGAUAUCAGAAUGGGAGUGCAGGAGAGUUUCUCUGCCUAGGAUGAGCUUGUGUCUGGACAAAAGAGGAGGAGAGCGUGUCGGAGGUAGCGAGGGCUGCCCGAGCCUGCUUUCCUCGCCCUGUAGCGAGAAGACUUUUGACUUUAAGGCCGUUCGCAGGAUGAGCACGGCGUUCUCCGAAUGCUCCUACACAGAGGCGGAGGAAGAGGAAAGAGUUCCAGACAAGGAUGGUCUCGGUCGUUUCCAGAAAAGGAUCAGCAAGGCAGAGUCAUCGGGAACGUUUGUGCGUUCCCUGUCCGCUCGUAAAGAGACGUCAGCAGUUCUCAACAGGAUACAAAAGAUUGAGCAAGCCCUGAAGGAGAACCCCAGUCCUCCCCCUCCACGUUACCUGAGUAACUGCUACGCUCCAGACAAGAUGAGACAGAAGUCCUUUGUGAUAGGUGACGACCUGGACAGUACAUGCGCCAGUAAGCGCAGCAGCAUUUGCUCAGUGACCACUGAACCGGACGCUGUUUUGGUGUCUGACAAGCUCUCUAAACUGAGACAGAGGUUUAGUGUGAGCUCGGCCAGGUCUGAGAGCCCAGAGCCCCCCAGCCAGCAGACGCCUGUUGGCACACCAGUGAACCCCUUACCCAAACCCAAACGCACUUUUGAAUACGACGCCAAGCAGGACCAGACGCAAGCCAAUGGACUACCUCCAGACAGAGCCUCUGAGUCGCCCCCGCCGCUGCCCUCCACCCCUGCUCCCAGCGUGACACGAACUGCAAAGAGCGAGGGCAGCGCCCCCAUAAAAAUCCGUGACAGAGAGUCGUGCGAGUCAGAGGAUGCUGCCAGCUUGCCGUCUUCGUAUCCGUCCUCGCCCACGGAGAACGGCACACUGACCACAGAGACACGGACUCGACCCAAUUCCAAAAGCACUUUAGAGGAGAAUGCCUAUGAGGACAUAGUAGAGAAGGAGAAUCCGUACGAGGAUGUUGACCUGAGGCGAAGAAGUUUAGUUCGUAAGUCUUGCCUGUCGGAGAGCAGCAGAUUGUGGACCACCAUGGACAGGAAGCUGAACUCCCCACCUCAGUUGCCGUCCAAACCCAGCAGCCAGUCCCUUCGUCUUCCCGGUCCAUGCGAUCGUAAGAGCCACCGCAUGUCCCAGUUGUCGAAGCGCUACAGCCAGGACGAAAUGCUGCUUCUCCCCCAGAUGGGCGUAUCAUCGCCGUGCAGCCUGCUGGAUGAUAGCCUCUGUAGCGCCGGCGAUACCCUGGCCUCGCACAGGCACUGGAGGAUCCCCAAGCUGGUCCAGAGGAUCAACUCCAUUUACUGCACUAAACGUGGGAAGAAGAGGCUGAAGAAGCUGUCCAUGUCCAAUGUUGAGACUGCCUCUCUGAGAGAUGACAACAGUGAGAGUGAGAGCGACUCUGACGACAGGUUCAAAGCUCACACCCAGCGGUUGCUGAAGCUGCAGUCCAUCCUCCGACGAGCCCCGAGCUACCGAACGCUGGAGCUGCAGCUCAUAGAGUGGCAGGAGAGAGAACUCUUCGAGUACUUUGUGGUCGUUUCUCUGAAAAAGAAACCCAGCAAAAACUCCUACUCCCCCGAGGUCACCUAUCAAUUCCCCAAGCUGGAGAGACCCACUAAGCAGAUGAGAGAGGCCGAGCAGCGGCUCAAAGCCAUCCCUCAGUUUUGUUUCCCAGAUGCAAAAGACUGGAGUCCCGUCUCAGAGUACAGCAGCGAGACCUUCUCCUUCAUGUUGACUGGAGAGGACGGCAGCAGGAGGUUCGGGUACUGCAGACGCCUGCUGCCGACAGGGAAAGGGCCUCGUCUUCCAGAGGUGUACUGUGUCAUCAGCAGGCUGGGCUGUUUCGACUUGUUCUCUACAAUCCUGGAUGAGGUGGAGAGACGGAGAGGGGUCUCAGCGGCCCUGGUCUAUCCUUUCAUGAGGAGUCUGAUGGAGUCCCCCUUUCCUGCACCAGGAAAGAUAAUUAAAGUGAAGACCUUCCUGCCCGGCGCAGGAAAUGAGGUCAUUGAGCUGCGGCGGCCCACCGACUCCAGACUGGAGCACGUGGACUUUGACAGCCUUUUCAGAUGCCUCAGCGUGCGGCAGGUGAUACGCGUCUUCGCCUCGCUGCUGCUGGAGCGGCGAGUCAUCUUUGUGGCUGACAAACUCAGCACCCUGUCCAGCUGCAUGCUUGCUGUGGUGGCGCUGCUCUACCCCUUCUCCUGGCAACACACCUUCAUCCCCGUCCUGCCGGCGUCCAUGCUGGAUAUCGUCUGCUGUCCCACUCCCUUUCUGGUGGGGCUGCUCUCCAGCUCUCUGCCUAAACUCAAAGAGCUGCCUAUAGAAGAGGCCUUGAUGGUCGACCUGGGAACUGACCGCUUCAUCCGACAGAUGGACGACGAGGCCUCGCUGUUGCCGCGGAAACUUCAGGCGGCUCUGGAGCAAGCUCUGGAGCAGAGGAACGACAUAAUCAAUCAGGACUCCGACAGCGAGUCCGACGAAGAGUACAACUCCUUGAACAGUUUGGUGUCAGAAGCUUUCAUCCGCUUCUUCCUGGAGACGAUGGGACACUACUCACUGUUCAUCACGCAGAACGAGCGUGGGGAGCGGAUCUUCCAAAGAGAGGCCUUCCGUAAGUCCGUGGCCUCGAAGAGCAUCCGGCGUUUCCUGGGGGUCUUCAUGGAGUCUCAGAUGUUUGCCGGGUUCAUUCAGGAUCGCGAGCUGAGGAAGACGCGAGCUAAAGGUCUGUUCGAGCAGAGGGUGGAUCAGUAUCUGGAGGAGCUGCCAGACACAGAGCAGAGCGGAGUCAACAAGUUUCUCAAAGGCCUCGGAAGUAAAAUGAAGUUUCUUCAUAAGAAGAACUGAGGGGAAAACUGAAGACCGGAUGUCUCGAGUUUCUGCAUCAUGAUGAUUCUCUUUUUUGUUCAUGUUUUUGGCAUUUGAAAUGUACAUAUUAAUUCACUGCAAGCUGUGAUACUCUUCAGUGUAUGUUUAUAGUACCUUAUGAGACGGCGAUAGCGAGACGGUACACAGCCAGCGAGUCGUAGAGUAACCACUGAUGAGCGUUGUCCGAGUGUGUGAGAGUAUAAAAGAUAAUGCGGGCGUAUAUGUACAGUUUAUGUGUUUCAUUAUUUUACAGCAGUGUUGUCCUCUGUUUAAGGAGUGCUAAACAUAUUCUAAAGAACUGUACAUGCAAGACAAUGAAGAAAAUGAUUUUUAACUCUUCACAGAGUCUUUUGCAUUCUUUUAUUAAAAAAGUUAUUAAAGUUCUUUGAACGUCUGAGUGUACAUUGUUGGCUUUAUGAAAAUUUUAAUACUUUAAUAUGGUGAAUGUCAAUGUUUCUAUACAUUCUGUCAUCAAAUUGCUUCAACCUCCAUGCUCUCUGUAGCCUUCAUCACUCUGGGAAACGUUUUUUUGUAAUAUGACAAAAUGUGCAGAUGUCACUUUUGUAAAAACAGAAAUACGUUUUCCAAAUAAUACAAAAUCAACUCUUUUUACAUCUGACAUCUCAAUGACAGCCUCCCCUAAAGCUAAACACAAGGAGAAGCUGGUAAGAUCCCAAAAGACGCGGCAGUCUCGCACCAGCCACCACAUGCUGCCGGUAACCUAAUUACGUCUGUGCACAUCACUCUGGUGGCUGUCACUGCCACGCUGUUAUUAGCUCUCCUAACUGAGGCUCGCUGUUGACUCCAGGUGCCACCUUACUUUGCCUCUGCCUGUGUCCUUUAAAGCAAUUAGGAGUGACAUUUGAUGUGCAGUCAUUAUGUUGUGUGUUUAGGAUCGAGCUGCACGCCCACUGAUAACAGUGGAGGAAGUCGUCAGACCCCUCGGCUAAUUUUACACCAUAAUAGCAGACUGGUAAUUAGCAGUGCCACAUUCAGAUUAAUACUUCAAAUGGUUCUUAAAUAAUUUCAUCAGAAGAAUUUUUUAAAGCUUUUAAAUUGGUAUAAUUUUCACAUGCUUACAAAAUAGGUUUUGAAAAUACACAUUUUUAGAAUACAUUAAGAAAAAGUUACACAAUAACAAAAAAUAUCUGCUAUAAAUCUGCAUAAGUACAUUUUUUAUACUGGUAAACUAUUUUUUCUAUGAUGUUGAAGACGUCAAUGUAGAACCAGCAGAUAAUUGUUGACAGCCAGCUCCACCUUUCCACCGUUCAAGGCCCUCCAUAACCUCUCUCCUCUGCACCUUACUGACCUGUUCCGCAUCUAGAGCUGCACUCUCAGGACUGCCUCCUCUCUGAGCCUUGAGCUGCUCACUUUGAUGAUUUCCUACAUUUGCAAAAAAUAUUAUUUCUUGUCAGGAGCUCUUGUUUGAGAUGCAAAGCUGUAGCGGGUCUGUCUGCAUUACAGUCAUUACUUCAUUUAUUUUAUGUAACAUACUUCGGUUUCUUUCCACAAUCAAC